UGCCUUGCAUGUCUCAUUCCUCCCGUACUCAGGCCUUGUCCCACUAUCUCGGUGGUGUUGGUAAAGAGAGCUUUUCGUUGCAUGUGAAAGAAAUGCGAAUUCAUUGAUAUGAACGAGGGCCUGAUUGAUGAGAUUCCUGCAGUGUAGGUUGGCUGCACUUAAAACCCGCCAAAUCUGUAGUUGCGGUGGCGUUAAUACGUAAAUGUCUAAAAUUUUGGCAUGGAAGUUUUGGAUUUUAAUGCCGUUCCAGCCAAAGCUCUUAGAUGUUCAACUAGACUGAAAUUGAGAGAAUUUCUUGAUCCGAGACAAGAAAUUCUAUUUAAAAGUGGUUUUGCUCGGGACUAUCGUGGAUUGGCAGAUCAGAUGGACUUUCAAUAUAAUGAAGUGCGAAUUUUUGAAAGAUAUGAUAGUCCAACUCUUAAAAUAAUAGAUGCAUGGACUGUACUUCCUCAUACAACCAUUGGCCUGCUUAUUCAAUACCUGGAAAAUAUGGGUCGACAUGAUAUUCUGCAAGACUUGCAACCGAAAUUUGAAUUAGAUGCUAAAUCUUAUAUACAGAGAUGUUUGCAAGUUCAGAGUGAAGAAAGUCCACUUCAAGUAGAUGAAAUUUCAUCAUGUCGUUCAGUAUCAUUUGAUGUACGCUUGGAAGAUUCUGGUAUUUUCACAACAGAAGAUGCAUGUACUGGAGAAAUAUCGUAUGAUUGUGAAAGACUAGAGAUAGUUACCAGAAAGCAAUGGAGAGCGAGGAACGCAGUUCGGGAGAGAGAAAUAAAUCUUCCUGUGAACCAUGUUGUCAUAUUACAUACAGUGACAGCCUUCUGUAAGAAACAAGUAGAAUGUAUGCGGCAAGUUCAACUCAUUCAAGAUCUUCACUUGGAUGAAAGAGGUUGGUGGGAUAUUGCCUAUAAUUUCUUAGUUGGUGGAGAUGGCAGAGUUUAUGAAGGAAGAGGAUGGAAUUUAACGGCGGCUCAUGCUGUAAAUUACAACACUAAUUCUUAUGGGGUUGCAUUCAUGGGCAACUUUAACAAUGACACGCCAACAAAGCCAAUGAUACAAGCCGCAUUACAAUUAGUGGAUUGUGGUAUAAAAAAGGGUUACCUAACACCCACUCCGGAAAUCCAUGGUCAUAGAGAUGUCGCUUGUACAGAUUCUCCGGGAGAAAAGCUUUACAAAGUUAUCAGGCAAUGGAAAAAUUACAAGGGGGGCGAAAGUCUACGUUUUACUGUGAACCCCUCUAUAAACCGGUGAUCGGUCAAGAUUUGAUAAAGGACAAUUCAUAACUGUUCCUUUCUGAAUGUGCCAGGGGAAAAAAAAAGGUUAUCCUGAAAGUUUACUGGCCUCAAGCAUUGAAGUGUAAUUUUUCACUGUUGUAAUAUCAUUUUACAAAUUGCAAUGUUUUGUAGUAUAUAAUGUCUUUAUACAUGUAGUUGACAAUAAAAUAUUUUUGAUUUAUAACUUUAA
Molecule: messenger RNA, 1461 nt
Organism: Parasteatoda tepidariorum (common house spider)
Lineage: Eukaryota; Metazoa; Arthropoda; Arachnida; Araneae; Theridiidae
Product: peptidoglycan-recognition protein LF
Biological process (GO): peptidoglycan catabolic process; signal transduction
Molecular function (GO): zinc ion binding; protein binding; N-acetylmuramoyl-L-alanine amidase activity
Source: RefSeq, a predicted model, not a curated record